Molecule: messenger RNA, 1140 nt
Organism: Pestalotiopsis fici W106-1
Lineage: Eukaryota; Fungi; Ascomycota; Sordariomycetes; Amphisphaeriales; Sporocadaceae
Exons: 3
Coding region: 1-1140 (379 amino acids)
Source: RefSeq, a predicted model, not a curated record
AUGACAAGAUACGUCACCACUUUCAGCAUCCUGGCGUUCACGGCCAAGGUCGUCCUGGCACGCGACACUUGCCUUUCAACCGCGUCCUGGAGCAAUGAGCGCGUCGACUUGUUCGCCGUGGCGCCAGAUGCCCAUAUUGCGCACAAGUUCUGGACCGGACACGACUGGCAGCCUUUCAACGGACUCGAGCGUCUCCCCGCCGAGGUCCAGGGCUGUCCGUCGGUACUGUCCUGGGGUGAAGGCCGUCUCGACAUAUUUUAUGUGAACGAGACGGGAAACAAUGUUCUGCACAAAUACUUUGGUGGUGGAUCCUGGGGUCCAUCGUGGGAAGAUGCCGAGGACAUUGGUGGUCAUGUUGUUGCGCUGUCUUCGGCAUCGUGGGGUGCAAACAGGUUUGAUGUUGUAGGCAAGACUAACAAUGGUUCUUACACCCACAAGGCGUGGACUGGGGAGUCCUGGUUCCCAUCAAAGACGGCGUGGGAGGACUUGAGAGGUAACUUUUUUAGUGAUCCGGCCACCGUCUCGUGGGGCCCUGGACGCUUGGAUAUCAUCGGCCUUGAUGCCAACAGUGGUUCUCUUUUCCACAAGUACUACAUCAAUGGCUGGUCUGAAUGGGAAGAUCUGGGUGGAGGCCCAUUUGUCGGUAAUCCCGUGGCCACAUCUUGGGGCGAAGACAGGCUCGACUUUUGGGCCAUCAACUCGGAUGGUGAGCUAUUCCAUACCUACUGGGACGGGCAUAGUUACUCGGACUGGGAGAGUCUGGGCGGCGAGUUCACGGACACGCCCAAGGUUGUGCACUGGAAACCGGAACGUAUCGACAUUGUCGGCCGUGGUCUGAGCAGUGACAUCUAUCAUGGGAAGUCGUUUGAUGGUUCCCAGUGGCUUCCGUCUGUCACUGGGUGGUUUGAUCUGGCCGGUCCAUUUGAUUCUGAGCCUGCGUUGGUUUCUAAACGCGACACUAAUUUUCUAUAUGUGUUUGGUGUGCAUGAUCACGAUGUAAGGUUGCAGAUCUGGUCAGGGUCGGACUGGCAGCCGGGACACAGCGAAACGUGGUCGCUAGGACAAUUGUCUUCUGCGCACUCAGAAAUUCGUAUCUAUAAUGACCGCGACCAAUCCGUACUUGGUGGCAUUGAAUCUUGA